Molecule: messenger RNA, 3008 nt
Organism: Ahaetulla prasina
Lineage: Eukaryota; Metazoa; Chordata; Lepidosauria; Squamata; Colubridae
Product: zinc finger protein with KRAB and SCAN domains 1-like
Exons: 3
Coding region: 104-1102 (332 amino acids)
Source: RefSeq, a predicted model, not a curated record
UCUCUGCCUCAAAGGUCAGUUGGAAGAAUAUUUCAAAACAGUCCCACAUCCAAUCUCAGGAUGGGAAGCCUUGCAAUUGUCAGAUCUGAUCUUGUGGGAUGACAUGGCUACCUUUGACCAUGUGGUUGGUGCCUGCCAGUGGUCACAGGAAGAGGUGAGCCACCUCCUGCCCACUCUUAGGGCUGAAACCCAUCAGAUUUUAAGUAAUCUGAAUGUGAAAGGGGACCAUAGGAGGAUUAAAACAACUUCCACGAGCAACAAUUCAAGUACCGCUGAGAUCCAGCGGCAGCGCUUCCGCCACUUCUGUUAUCAGGAGGCUGAGGGACCCCGUGAGGUCUGUAGCCGGUUGCAGGAACUCUGCCACUGCUGGUUGGAACCAGAGAGCCACACAAAGGAACAGAUCCUGGAGCGGCUAAUUCUGAAGCAGUUUCUGACAGUUUUGCCAAAGAAAAUCCAAAGUCGGGUCCAAGAACAUGAUGCUGAGACCUGUGCCCAGGCUGUUGCCUUGGCAGAGGGGUUUCUUUUGCGCCAGCAGAAGAAUUUGGAAAGUGAGCCACAGGAGUCUGACUCAUUUCAAAAGGCAGCUGUAAAUCUCUCCGAAGGCCAGCAGGCCGUGUCAGGUGCCAGACAAAGGCUUCUUGCCAAGGAAGUCAAGAAACAUGAUAAUGGGAAAGCAAGCUUGUUAGGUUCCAGAAUCACAAACAGAGGAGCAGGAGCCAUUCAGAAUCAAGAGAUCAAAGACAAGGAGACACAUGGUACUUUGCGAGAGGCUCUCAAAAAGAAAAAACCCUACAACUGUAUUGACUGUGGGAAAUGUUUUGUGAGACUAUCAGACUUGGCAAAACAUGACAAUAUUUCCACAGGUGCCAAGCCUUUUCACUGCAUGGAAUGUGGGAUAAGAUUUAGUCAAUUGUCCCACCUGACUAGACAUCAGAAAAUUCACACAGAGGAAAAACCACACAUAUGUACUGAAUGUGGUGCAUCAUUUGCCCAGAGAGAGUCGCUGGUUAGUCAUCCGAGAGUCCACUCUGGAGAACAUCCAUAUCAUUGUUCUCAUCGCCAACAGUACUUCAGUCAUCAGUCAGCACUUAAAGUGCAUUAAUGUAUCCACACAAGCCAGAAACCUUAUAUCUGUCUAGAAUGUGGGAAAAGAUUUGUUUCUUCUUCUACCCUUAAAAUACACAAACAGAUCCAUACAGGAGAAAAACCAUUUUCCUGUGCCGAGUGUGGGAAACGAUUCAUCCAGCGAUCUAACCUGAUUUCACACUGUAUUGCUGCCUGGAAUGUGGGAGAAGAUUCCAUCAGAAGAGUGCAUUGGUAACACACCAGAAAAUCCACAUGAAAGAGACGGCAGCAGGAAAUAGCAAACAUUUGCAGAAAAAUAAUGAACUGAAAAACUGUGACACUGAAGAAAAGGCAUGCAUUCCAGAAGAAACAGGAGAAAGUGCUUCAAAGGUGAAGGAGCUCACCUCAACUUGUCUUCAUGACUCCAGGUCAAUCCCUUUCUCAUGAUCUUCUUAGGAAAGAAAGACUGUAGAGAAUGUGAAGAGCUCAUGUAUUGUUCCUUCAAUCACUUCUAUUUCUCCUCCAGGGCUGAUCUUUUGAAGAACAUUGCUGGACUUUGUCCCUAGUUUCAGGAUUAGCCUAGAAUAUUAUGGUAGUAGAAAUUGGAAUAUUCUGCAUUGGUUUUUCUCUUGGCAUUUAGCUGUUAUCUACACCAAUUCAUUGGGUGUUUGAGCAAUGUUUCAUCACACUACAAUGACUGGAAAAAUAAAUUGAGCUCUGGUUCCUUGCUUCCUUUUAUUUUUAGUUUGAAAGGAUGACAAGUACCCUGGUAAGAAGAAGGUUCUUGUUUCACUGAUUUUUUCAAGUAGAAAAAGACUUUCUUAUCUGAUUUCUUACAGAGUGGAGCCAGAGCAUAAGACUUCAGGAAAGAUCAUAUUGUUGAGGAUAAUUUGUGCCAUCAUAUUUUAUAAAAUAAAGAUAGGAAUAUGUCCAUAAGAGAUUGUAAAGUUGGCAUCACAUUUCAAUUCAAAAUAAAUACCUAUAGAAGAGAAAAAUGUGAAGCUUUUUAUGUUUCAAAGGCAGCACAAGAGCUGACCUGGCAAGGGCUGAGGGCAGACAUGAGGACUCUGAUAUGUGAACUUCUUAAAUCCAAUCUCUAGUUUAGCUGUUGGUUGAAUAUAAAGAAAUGAAGGAUUGAGACAUUCGCUUUAUCAACAGGGUAAUUCAUAUCAAGGAGUUUGGAGGUUAGGAAAGUACAUCAUGCAGAAAUUUGCACAUUUUUCAUCAUGUCUUGAAUUUUGUGAAGUUUGUCUUCUAGAUCACUGAGAUGAUUGUAUAUAUAAAUAAUCGGAGAUGUGAACAUUGUUUUUUGGCAGAAAGGAUCAGGACUCAAAUGUUCCAGAGAAAUAUGAUUUCAUUGUGUGGCUUUUAUGAGUUAUGUUCUCAGUCUGAACUGCCUAUCUAUAAAUGUAUAAGAAGGGCCCAUUGCAUAAUUAAAAACUAAAAGGCAAUCAAUAUAUUGAACAUGCCAAAGAAGUGUUUCAACAUCAUGUCAAGUCCAAGGUAUAACUGCUUUGAAACUCAUUGGAUUUGUUAGUCAAUACAUUUUGAUGUGAAAAUUUGGUCCCAGUACUCAUCAUUUAUACUCAUCACAUAAGCUAGUACUUGUCAUUGUCAGCUGCCAUGUGACUUACUACAUUAUUCCUUAUGGGAAAAAUUUGUUUGGUACUUAUCAUUUUUGAUACUCAUCUUGCCUCCUGGAGCCAAUUAACGAUGUGUACCAAGAUACCAUAGUAUUGUCAAUGAUAUUAGUCUGAUUGGAAAUCAAUUGCUGUGGAAUUUAGUUUGUAUGUAAAUCCUUCCUGAGAAAUGAAUCCUGCUGUAUUCAGACCAGUUUGCUCUGUAAUGAUUAUGUUCAAGAUUGCUCUCUUAAGCAGAUCUUCACAUAGAAACAUAUCUCUUAAAAAUGCAGACACACUCAGUCUUGAAGAAUCAGUAUAUGU